Dioscorea cayenensis subsp. rotundata (Guinea yam) is the source of this 2515-nucleotide messenger RNA. Its product is annotated as cryptochrome-1-like. NCBI's taxonomy places the organism in Eukaryota, Viridiplantae, Streptophyta, Magnoliopsida, Dioscoreales, Dioscoreaceae. Gene Ontology annotation, cellular component: nucleus; cytoplasm. Gene Ontology annotation, molecular function: DNA binding; blue light photoreceptor activity; FAD binding. The record is from RefSeq and is a predicted model, not a curated record. Gene Ontology annotation, biological process: circadian regulation of gene expression; entrainment of circadian clock by photoperiod; blue light signaling pathway.
AGAACUUUGUUGAUGAGUUUCUUCCUUUGUGUGUUUGUGGUCCUUGUGGCAUGUACUCUCUCCUCUGGUCUGAUUUGAUGGGGUUUUGUUUGAUUUUGAUUAUGCUCAUUUGGAGGCCGUGCAUGCCCAUGCUAGGGUUUCAGAUCAUAUAGUUGACUUUACAUUGGUUUAGUUGCGCCCCCAAUCUUGUUUCUUUGAAUAUAUCUGUUUGUUAUAUUGAUCAGAGAAGAGCAAAGAAAGGGAGGCAAGAAUAAUGUUUCUUACUUACCCAAAUACAGGUUCUUGUUGGGGGCUUUAUGCUUAGUUCUAGAGCUUGAGGUGCCCUGCAAAUGGGUAGCGGUAGCGGUAGCGGUAGCGGUGCCAAAACCAUUGUGUGGUUUAGGAGGGACCUGAGGAUUGAGGACAAUCCGGCUUUGGCAUCGGCCACAAAGGAUGGUUUUGUUCUUCCUGUUUUUAUUUGGUCUCCCAAUGAAGAGGGACAAUUCUAUCCCGGCCGGGUUUCCAGAUGGUGGCUUAAACAAUCUCUUGCUCAUUUGGAUCAGUCCUUGAAAUCUCUUGGUGUUCCUUUACUAUUCAUUAGAUGUGAGAGCGCCCUUGACGCCCUUCUUCAGUGUAUCAAUGCAGUUGGAGCUGAUAAACUGAUUUAUAAUCAUCUAUAUGAUCCUGUUUCACUUGUAAGGGAUCAUAAAAUCAAAACCCAUCUAGUGGAGCUUGGAAUCAAUGUGCAGAGCUUUAAUGGUGACUUAUUAUAUGAACCAUGGGAUGUCUAUGAUGAAGAUGGGCAUGCCUUUACUUCCUUCGAUGACUAUUGGAAGAAAUGCUCGAGCUUAUUUGUUGAGCCAACACCACUUCUUCCCUCCUGGAAACUGGCUUUGCCAGCAGGAACUGAAACCAUUCAAAGUUGUUCAAUUGAAGAUUUGGGUCUUGAAAAUGAAUUGGAGAAAUCAAGCAAUGCUUUGCUCAGCAGGGGAUGGUCUCCAGGUUGGAGCAAUGCUGAUAAGGUGUUUGCAGAAUUUGUGGAAAGGCAUCUGCAUGACUACUCAAAAAAUAGGAUGAAGCUUGAUGGCGCCACAACCUCGUUAUUGUCACCUUAUCUGCAUUUUGGUGAACUUAGUGUAAGAAAAAUCUACCAGUGUGUGCGAAUGAAGAGCAUCCAGUGGGCGAAUGCAGGAAAUUCUAGUGGAGAAGAGAGUGUAGAACUGUUUCUUCGCUCAAUCGGGCUUAGAGAAUAUUCACGUUAUCUUUGUUUCAAUUUUCCAUUUACACAUGAAAGAUCAUUGCUAGGGAAUUUGAGACAUUAUCCAUGGCGUGCCAAUGAGAAUCAUUUCAAAGCUUGGAGGCAGGGCAGGACAGGGUACCCUUUGGUAGAUGCUGGUAUGAGAGAACUUUGGGCAACUGGAUGGAUACACAAUAGAAUUAGAGUAAUCGUUUCCAGUUUCUUUGUCAAGUUUCUGCUACUCCCAUGGACAUGGGGAAUGAAAUAUUUUUGGGACACUUUGCUUGAUGCUGACUUGGAAAGUGAUAUCCUUGGUUGGCAAUACAUAUCUGGUAGCUUACCUGAUGGCCAUGACCUCAAUCGCCUUGAUAAUCCACAGGAUCAAGGUCAGAAGUUUGAUCCAGAGGGUGAAUUUGUGAGGAGUUGGCUUCCUGAACUUGCAAGGAUGCCUACAGAAUGGAUUCAUCAUCCAUGGGAUGCACCCAAUUCAGUGCUUCGCGCUGCUGGAGUUGAGUUAGGUUUGAAUUAUCCAAAUCCAAUUGUUGAUAUAAAUACGGCAAGAGAACAUCUGGAUGAUGCUAUUACUAUGAUGUGGGAAAUGAAUAGAGCUGAGAGAGCUGGAAAAUUACAAGGGUCAGAUGAAGUGGUAGCUGACAAUAUAAUUGACAUGAGAAAACCAGACAUUCCAAAGGUUGUUGUGAAGAGACAAGUUUCUUGUGCCAAUUCAUCUCAUGAUCAGAUGGUACCAUCUCUUCAGAAUUUCAAGUCAGAUUUUGGCAACAAAGGAAAGGAAGAUGCAUGUGCUCAGAAAAUAUCAAAAGCGGUUGAAAACAACGGAAACAAACCGAAAGCUGGAACCUCAAAACUUGAUGAAGACUUGCACUCUACAGCAGAAUCAUCUUCUGCUAGAAAAAGAGCCAUCAGUGAAAGUCUGUGUGAUGUCCCUACAUGUUCAUCUUCAGACAUGAACACUUUGAGAGAUCUUUAUUUGUUUGAUCGACCACUUUCAAGUGGAUCUCCUUCAACACGCCGUCCACAAGGAGAAGAAACAGAUAGGCUCAAUGCGGAAAAGCAAGCAGAGGAUGCGGAUACAGAGAGCAGCUGUAGAGAUGUGAGACAGUGCAAAAGGCCUGCAUAUUGAGUCUGGUGAUCUACUGCUUGGAUAGCAAAUGGCUGUAUGUGUAUUGUAUGUAAUCCUGUGUGUUAGAACGCAUUAUGUAGUCUGAAUGCUGUUGUUUACUUCACUGACGUUACUGUAAACAGUUUUUGCGUGGAAUAAAUUUCUUUGUUCAUUGAGCC